This is a messenger RNA of Rodentolepis nana, 867 nucleotides long. Lineage: Eukaryota; Metazoa; Platyhelminthes; Cestoda; Cyclophyllidea; Hymenolepididae. The record is from the annotation of a GenBank genome assembly.
AUGUCACAGUGGUUCCAUAGAAAUGCAUUCAAAGCCUCAGGAAAUCCGAAUUUCGAUUUAGGACCAGUUGCAGCCGAUAUACCUUCUCGUAUGUACUUGAAUUACAUGCAAGAGAAAAGGGCUGCCCUAAUGAGGUGUUUAUCAGAUCUUACCUGCACGCGAGCAUCCGUGAUUGAAGCAGCUAAUCAAUAUAUAGCCUUUCUUUUGGGGUUUGCAACUUCUCCUGAUACGGGUGACGCCAUGGCGGAUGAAAGUGAUAGUGAUAGUGAUGACAAAAGUGAUGAGCCAACGCCAAUUGACUCUACAAUAAAGGAUAAACAAGAGGAAAAAGAACUUAAGAAGAAAGAAAAAGAAGCAAAAAAAGCGAAAAAGGCUGAAGCUGCUGCAGCUAUUCAGAAAAAAUCUCAAUCUCUUCGUCGCCUUAUCGAAUAUACUUGGACAGAUUCACUCGAUGUUAAACACAAGUUUCCCAUAUCCUUACGAGAUGCAAAUUACGAACUAAUUGGUAUUUGUUUCAAUUUGGCUUUGUGGUUUUCAAAACAUGCUGCAAAAGUUGCAUCUUCCAACACUGUCGAAACCGAGCAGGCUGUGGAUGUUCACAAAUCUCUUCGAAAUGCUGCCGGUCUAUUCGAUCAUAUUAAGAACAACCUCCUUCCUAAUAUGAGUGGAAAAUUCGAGAAGGGCUCCGAUCUGGACCCUAUUGUUAUUGAGUCUUAUAUUCUCCAGAGUUUAGCCGAGGCUCAAGAAGUUACAAUUGCUCGGGCUAUUGAACUCAAACACGAUCCAGGAAUUAUUGCCGCUCUCGCUUCUGAAACUGCUUCGCUCUACGAGAAAUGCAGUAAGCAUUUUCUAUAUCAUUUGCGCUGA